This is a messenger RNA of Sipha flava (yellow sugarcane aphid), 1338 nucleotides long. RefSeq names its product FGFR1 oncogene partner-like. Lineage: Eukaryota; Metazoa; Arthropoda; Insecta; Hemiptera; Aphididae. The transcript has 7 exons. The coding region runs from base 439 to 1281 and encodes 280 amino acids. Gene Ontology annotation, cellular component: centrosome. Gene Ontology annotation, biological process: microtubule anchoring. The record is from RefSeq and is a predicted model, not a curated record.
GAUAAUAUCAUAGAACUACAUAUAUUAUAAUAUUAUUAUUUUACUCAACAGGAAGUCCACCGGCAUCGGAAAAGCAUAUAUGUGGAAGAUUGCUAGUCAAUUAUUACUCAAUAUCUUUAUUCUCUAUUUCAUGUCGGCUAUUGAGAGAAUUUUAAGUACGAAGCAUACCGAAUAAAAUACACUAGAUAAUUAAUAAUUUUGUUUUCGAACGUUUUACAACUACGAAAUAUAUUUUACUGUCCGUCCAGCGUAAUCGUUUUGUGUAAUUUUGUUAUUUCCGCUGAAUUUCUGUGGACUCGUGUAUCAAAUAUUAUCUUUGCUGUCUGGUAGCAAUUGUGUGUGAUUUAUUUCGAACUCUGUUCUUUGGCGUGGCGUGUAAGUAUUAAAAUAAAAUAUUUUUAUAAAGAGAAGAGUUCUAUCCGUCCGUCACCAAUCAAAAUGUCUACUGACAAUACUGAUUUAGAAGAGAUGGUAGAAAAGACAUUGGAGUCCACUGGUGUUUUGUCAAAAAUGAGAGCUGAACUUCGAGCAAAUGUUUUCUGUGUUCUUGAAAAGGGUUCAUCUUUUCAGACCAAAUUAUGUACAGAUAAAGUUAAAGACUUUGUGUCUAAUAAAAAUGGACCAUUAUUAUUAUCCUUAGUGAAUGAUUUACUUGAUUAUUUAGAGUUAACAUUCACAAAAUCAGUAUUUGAUCCAGAAACUGGAGUUGGACAUCAGUAUCAGUACAUUGAUAAAGAUAAUAUUUUUGAAGAACUUUCACUUUCAAGAGAUGAUAAAAGACCUUUGUUAAUGCAAAUUCUUGAAACAUACCAAUCACAUUCUAAAUCAGUAAAUAAUACUAAGAACUACAAGACACAUUAUGAUGAUAACACUUAUGAAGGCUCUACAUUAGCUCAAAUAAUAAAAAAUAAUGCUGAGACAGUUAAAACAGUAUCUGAAGAUACGCCCAAAAUCUCAUCAGUUAAAUUAAAUUUAGCUAACCAAAAUGAACAGUAUAAUAAUCAUGCAGAAAAUAUAGGAUCAUUGUUAGCAACAAAUUUCAAUCUCUCUGAUAAUACUAAAUCAAAAGAUGUUGAAACCUGUGAGAGUUCAAAUAGUUCAAGCAAAAGUGAUAACACUGAUAAAGAUGUAAAAGAUAUAAAGUCUGAUAUAAAAAAUAAUAAAAAUGAGUCAAGUUUAGAAGACAUUGAGACUGAUGAAAAUGUUUCUUGUGGAAAUGAUAGUUUACCAAGUACUGAUUUAUCCUUCCAGGUUCAAAAUGACAGUCCUGAAAUGAUAUAACCCCAUAACAUACAUAUAUGAACAUUCCUAUGAAAAUUAACAAAGUAUUAUAUUUGU